GUGCAUCACUUCAGCCCGCUGGACCCCCUGUUCCGCCACCACGUCAUGCACUGUACAGUGUCACUAGUGUGUCUUAUAUGCUGGUCCAUGGUGCUAGCUCGCUACAUUGAAGUCUUUGGCUGGGGAUCUUUCUUUUAUCACUAUGUGAUACCAGAUUUUAUUUUUGCCACGUACACUGUCAUCAUUACGUUUCUUCAUCACCACGAUGACGACAUUCCCUGGUACGGGGACAGUCUGUGGGACAAUGUGCGAGGGCAACUGUCAUCCGUGGAUCGAUCAUACGGCUGGUGUCAUUACCUUAUUCAUAACAUUGGCACCCAUCAGAUUCAUCACCUGUUCCCUAAGAUUCCCCACUACCACCUGGAGGAAGCAACAGAAGCAUUCCGCAAGGCAUUUCCCAAACUGGUGAACAUCCGCCAUGAACCCAUCAUCCCAGCCUUCUGGCGCAUGUUCAAGAAAUACGCCACGCAAGGUGUCAUCACCAACGAUGCUCAGGUCCAUCUAUACAAGUGA
Candidula unifasciata is the source of this 513-nucleotide messenger RNA. NCBI's taxonomy places the organism in Eukaryota, Metazoa, Mollusca, Gastropoda, Stylommatophora, Geomitridae. The record is from the annotation of a GenBank genome assembly.